UUGUUAACCUUAUAUUUUUAUUUUUAGAGGAUUUUCUUUAUUUUCUUUUAAAAACUAUUAAAAUGCAACGCUUAUUUCGAUCUGCUUUUCCGCUUGUGGCAAAGCGAUUUAAGAGUGAUGCUAUUCGUGGCCCUGUUAUUGGGAUUGAUUUGGGGACAACAAAUUCUUGUGUGGCUAUUAUGGAAGGGAAACAGGCUAAGGUUCUUGAGAAUGCAGAAGGCUCUCGUACUACUCCCUCUGUAGUUGCUUUUACAAAGGAUGGUGAACGCUUAGUUGGUGCUCCUGCUCGUCGUCAAGCUGUUACAAAUAGUCAGAAUACUCUUUAUGCGACCAAGCGUUUAAUUGGGAGAAGAUUUGACGAUCCAGAAGUUCAAAAGGAUAUCAAAGUCGUUCCCUUCAAAAUUGUCAAGGCUACGAAUGGAGAUGCUUGGGUGGAAGCGCAGGGCAAGCUCUAUUCUCCGUCGCAAGUUGGUGCUUUUGUCUUGAUGAAGAUGAAGGAGACGGCUGAAAAUUAUUUGGGCACAAGCGCCCCAAAUGCAGUCAUCACUGUCCCUGCUUAUUUCAACGAUUCUCAACGUCAAGCUACUAAAGAUGCUGGUCAGAUUGCUGGACUUCGAGUUUUGCGUGUAGUCAAUGAACCCACAGCUGCUGCAUUAGCAUAUGGUUUGGAUGUUGCGGAUAGCAAAAUCAUUGCCGUUUACGAUUUGGGAGGAGGAACUUUUGAUGUUUCCAUUCUUGAGAUGCAAAAGGGUGUUUUUGAGGUCAAGUCUACUAAUGGCGAUACUUUCCUUGGGGGAGAAGAUUUUGACCACGCUCUUGUUCAUCAUCUUGUGGCUGAAUUUCGACGGGAGAAUGGGAUUGAUUUGACUAAGGACUCAAUGGCUAUGCAACGUGUUCGUGAGGCGGCAGAGAAGGCAAAAUGUGAACUCUCCAGUACAGCUCAAACUGACAUCAACCUGCCUUAUAUCACCGUUGACAACAGUGGACCCAAGCAUAUGCACGUAAAAUUAUCCCGUUCGAAGUUCGAGCAAUUGACCGCGGAUCUUAUCAAAAGAACUAUUGAACCCUGCAAGAAGGCGAUGCAUGACGCGGAAGUGAAACCAUCAGAUAUCCGUGAAAUUUUGCUUGUUGGAGGAAUGACUCGAAUGCCAAAGGUUCAACAAACUGUUCAAGACGUUUUUGGCAAACAACCAAGUAAAGCUGUCAACCCUGAUGAGGCUGUUGCUAUUGGCGCGGCUAUUCAAGCUGGUGUUCUUGCAGGGGAUGUUACAGAAGUUGUCUUGCUUGAUGUUACUCCACUCUCUCUUGGUAUUGAAACUUUGGGCGGUGUAUUUACAAAGCUUAUCGGAAGAAACACAACAAUUCCUACGAAGAAAAGCCAGGUUUUCUCGACUGCUGCGGAUGGUCAAACACAAGUUGAAAUCAAAGUUUUGCAAGGAGAACGUGAAAUGGCUGCUGACAAUAAACUUCUCGGACAAUUUUCCUUAAUUGGUAUUCCUCCGGCUCCACGUGGUGUUCCACAAGUUGAGGUAACAUUCGAUAUUGAUGCCAAUGGUAUUGUUAAUGUUUCUGCACGUGAUCGUGGUACUGGAAAAGAGCAGCAAGUUGUUAUUCAAUCGUCUGGUGGACUUUCUAAGGAUCAAAUAGAGAAUAUGGUCCGUGAUGCUGAAAAACAUGCUGCUGAGGAUGCUGAGAAGAAGGAAGUUAUUGAAGCUAUUAACCAUGCUGAAUCAGUCUUACACGACACGGAAACAAAGAUGGCUGAGUAUGCGGAUCAGUUGAAUGAGGAUGAGGUCAAAGUUGUUAAAGAACGUUGCGAGAACCUUAAGCAGAAGUUGACGAAUCGGGAAGCUCUCAAAGCUUCUGAAGUUCGCGAAGGGAUUAAUGAAUUACAACAGAAGUCAUUGAAGCUUUUUGAAGCUGCAUAUCGUAAAAUGGCUGAGAAAAACCAACAACAACAUCAAACUUCUGAUUCUUCUACAAAACAAGAUGAGGGAGAAGAGGCUGCUAAAAAAGAAGGGAGUCAAUAA
Meloidogyne enterolobii is the source of this 2030-nucleotide messenger RNA. NCBI's taxonomy places the organism in Eukaryota, Metazoa, Nematoda, Chromadorea, Rhabditida, Meloidogynidae. The record is from the annotation of a GenBank genome assembly.